AUGACAUGGUCAUCUGGAACCAAUAGCAGCCCAGAAUCCCCAAGCGUGGAGCUACGCUAUCUGAGAAGUCUGCUGUGUGUUGAAGCCACAUUCAAUAUGGACCCGAAGGCUUUAGGGAAACUGGUGGAAUCCAUCAGUAAAACCGUCAAGAGCUUCAAGAAAAGUGAAGUUGAGAGCCUCGUAAUACUUUUUCACGGCUUGGUGGGAAAACCUGAUGAGAGGCUUGAUAUCGCUAGACUAGAUCGGAGCACAUUUCGAAUGGUCCUGCACGGCUUGUUUGGAAUGACUGAUGAUAAGCUAAUGAAUAGGGUAUUUUUUGCAUUUGACAAAGACAGUGAUAACUGCAUAAGUGUAAAUGAGUGGGUUAAAGGAUUAUCGGUAUUUCUUCGAGGGACUUUGGAAGAAAAGCUGAAGUUCUGUUUUGAAGUUUACUAUUUGAAUGGUGAUGAUGGUUACAUUUCUCGAGAGGAAAUAUUUGACAUGUUGAAGAACAGUCUACACCAGGAGUUAUCUGAGGAAGAGACUGAUGAAGGAAUAAGAGAAUUGGUAGAGAUAACACUGAAGAAAAUGGAUUAUGACAACGAUGGCAAGAUAUCUUUCGCCGACUUUGAAAAAGCAGUGAAAGAAGAUAGACUUUUGUUGGAGGUGUUUGGACAGUGUUUACCAGAAGAAAAGGUACAGUGCCAUCAGCCCCAAAAGGAUGAGGGAACAUUUUAA
Molecule: messenger RNA, 717 nt
Organism: Pipistrellus nathusii (Nathusius's pipistrelle)
Lineage: Eukaryota; Metazoa; Chordata; Mammalia; Chiroptera; Vespertilionidae
Source: the annotation of a GenBank genome assembly